Molecule: messenger RNA, 1131 nt
Organism: Artibeus jamaicensis (Jamaican fruit-eating bat)
Lineage: Eukaryota; Metazoa; Chordata; Mammalia; Chiroptera; Phyllostomidae
Gene: C1QC
Product: complement C1q C chain
Exons: 3
Coding region: 125-862 (245 amino acids)
Molecular function (GO): protein binding
Source: RefSeq, a predicted model, not a curated record
CCACUCUGAGACGGCGUCCUCCUGCCUUGGAGAGGGGAAGCAGACUGGAAGACAUCUCAGUGACCAGACCAGAACCUCCCACGCCCAGGUGAGGCCAGGACCCCUGCCCAGCUCCUUCCCCAGGAUGGACAGGGGCUCCAGCUCCUGGGCCCACCUUGGACUAAACCUGCUGCUUCUCCUGCUGGUGCUGCCGCCCGAGAGCCGGGCCAGCGAGCACUGCUACGGCGUCCCCGGGAUGCCGGGCCUGCCCGGGCCCCCGGGGAAAGACGGGCACGACGGACUGCAAGGGCCCAAGGGCGAGCCAGGCAUCCCAGCUAUUCCUGGGACACGAGGACCCAAGGGCCAGAAGGGAGAAGCUGGCACACCUGGCAUUCCUGGGAAAAACGGCCCCAUGGGAGCCCCCGGGUUGCCGGGGGAUCCUGGACUCAUGGGGCCCCCCGGGGAGCCGGGAGAGGAAGGCAGAUACAAGCAGAAGCACCAGUCGGUGUUCACGGUCACCCGGCAGACCGUGCAGUACCCGAGAGACAAUAGCCUGGUCAAGUUCAACACGGUCAUCACUAACCCACAGGGGGAUUAUAACACAAACACAGGCAAAUUCACCUGCAAAGUCCCCGGCCUUUACUACUUCGUCCACCACACGUCACAGACGGCCAACCUGUGCGUGCUGCUGUACCACAACGAUGUCAAGGUGACCACCUUCUGUGACCACAUGUCCAACAGCAAGCAGGUCAGCUCCGGUGGCGUGCUGCUGCGUCUGCAGGUGGGGGACGAGGUGUGGCUGGCGGUGAACGACUACAACGGCAUGGUGGGCACCGAGGGCUCCGACAGCGUCUUCUCUGGCUUCCUGCUCUUCCCCGACUAGGGCGGCGGGUCUGCUCCGGCCCCAGGCCACCCCACCUCCCUCAGCUUUCCUGGCUGUGCCACGCCCUUGCUCGGGCCAUUCUCCCCACCCGAUGGACUCCUCCUCCAGAAAGCCCACCCUGACCCCCACCCCACGAGUUCUCUCCCUUCUCUGAGUUCCUGCAGGAUCCGCUGCCUUGACACUUGAGCAACACCUCUGGUGCCAUCAUUCCUUCUUCUCUAAGUGUGGACUCAGGCAGACAUAUAAAUAAAUGGUUAAAUCGAUGAAAA